This is a messenger RNA of Acanthosepion pharaonis, 1515 nucleotides long. The record is from the annotation of a GenBank genome assembly. Lineage: Eukaryota; Metazoa; Mollusca; Cephalopoda; Sepiida; Sepiidae.
AUGAUAGUAACACUACAGGAUUUCUACCUAAAUAUCUAUCUAUCUAUCUAUCUAUCUAUCUAUCUAUCUGUAGUUUGCAUAACUUUAUUAUUUUCUUCUUUUCACUCCUCUUACUUUCACUCUUAUUACUCACUAUUAUUUUCUUCUUUUCACUCCUCUUACUUUCACUCUUAUUACUCACUAUUAUUUUUGUUCUUUUCAUUCCUCUUACUUUCACUCUUAUUACUCACUAUUAUUUUCUUCUUUUCACUCCUCUUACUUUCACUCUUAUUACUCACUAUUAUUUUCUUCUUUUUCAUUCCUCUUACUUUCACUCUUAUUACUCACUAUUAUUUUUUCUUUUCCUCCUCUUACUUUUUCACUCUUAUUACUCACUAUUAUUUUUCUUUUUUUCUCCUCUUACUUUCACUCUUAUUACUCACUAUUAUUUUUGUUCUUUUCAUUCCUCUUACUUUUCCUCUUAUUACUCACUAUUAUUUUCUUCUUUUCACUCUUCUUACUUUCACUCUUUACUCACUAUUAUUUUUUGUUCUUUUCAUUCCUCUUACUUUCACUCUUAUUACUCACUAUUAUUUUCUUCUUUUCCUCCUCUUACUUUUCCUCUUAUUACUCACUAUUAUUUUUGUUCUUUUCAUUCCUCUUACUUUCCUCUUAUUACUCACUAUUAUUUUCUUCUUUUGUUCCUCUUACUUUCCCUCUUACUCACUAUUAUUUUUGUUCUUUUCAUUCCUCUUACUUUCACUCUUAUUACUCACUAUUAUUUUCUUCUUUUCACUCCUCUUACUUUCCCUCUUAUUACUCACUAUUAUUUUUGUUCUUUUCAUCCCUCUUACUUUCACUCUUAUUACUCACUAUUAUUUUCUUCUUUUCACUCCUCUUACUUUCCCUCUUAUUACUCACUAUUAUUUUUGUUCUUUUCAUUCCUCUUACUUUCACUCUUAUUACUCACUAUUUUCUUCUUUUCACUCCUCUUACUUUCACUCUGAUUACUCACAAUUAUAUCCAUCUUUUCACUCUUCUUACUAUCACUCUUAUUACUCACAAUUAUUUUUGUUCUUUUCACUCCUAUUACUUUUACUCCUAUUACUCCCUAUUACUUUCCUCUUUUCACUCCUGUUACUUUCUUUUUUCACUCCUUUUUUGCUUUCCUUUUUCUUUUUCUCUUACUUUUUACUUAUUCCUACCUUUUACUUUUUAUUUGUUCCCUUUACUGCAAACGACAAACACUCAUUUCUUUUUGAGUUCUUCAUUUUGCCUCUCUAUUUUCUUUUUAAUAUCUCUCAAAAAUAUCUUGCUUUUUCCUUUCUUAUGCUCAGAAGCCUUUUUUUCUUUGGAAUUUUUUUUCACUCUCUAUUCCAUUCACAUUUUCCCCUGUUACUCUUUCUUGUCAUAUCUUUUUUCUUUUUAUCUUCUAUUCUUUCUGACACUAUUUCUUUCUCUUUUCACUCUUUUCUAUCUCUAAUUUCAUCUUUCUAUCUCUCUCUCUCUUUUUCUAUCAUCUACACUGUCUACUGA